Messenger RNA from Cryptomeria japonica (Japanese cedar), 2923 nucleotides. RefSeq names its product nuclear pore complex protein NUP62. The coding region runs from base 237 to 2504 and encodes 755 amino acids. The record is from RefSeq and is a predicted model, not a curated record. Gene Ontology annotation, cellular component: nuclear pore; nuclear pore central transport channel. Gene Ontology annotation, molecular function: structural constituent of nuclear pore; phospholipid binding. The transcript is spliced from 9 exons. Gene Ontology annotation, biological process: RNA export from nucleus; protein import into nucleus. Lineage: Eukaryota; Viridiplantae; Streptophyta; Pinopsida; Cupressales; Cupressaceae.
CAAAAACAUGGUGUGCUAAAUCCACCCUGGCUCCUCUAAAAUAUCCCGUAAUUCCCUGUGGAAAAGGUUUAAACAUAGCCACAAACCAUGUUUCCCUCCAUUUGUUAGAUUUGCAGAAGCAAAUCAUGCGGCAGGUUUACAGGAACAACAGUAGAUAGUUUAUUUCUCAAAACCCUUCGGUCUAGGGCUUUAGGUUUCAAUUUUAAUCUUUCAUCGGCAUUACUUGUGCUCCAACCAUGGCGGGCACAGGAUUUGGAUUCGGCACAGGAGCAGGAAGUUCUUCAACGCCUUCCUUGUUUGGAGCAUUUUCAUCUUCGUCUUCGUCUUCGGCUUCAACAUCGUUUCCUGCUUCCGGCUUUGGCAGCGCCUCGGCCUUUAAACCAGCGGCGUCUUCGCCCUCCUUUGGGUUUGGUACUACGGCAGCCUCUUCGGCUGCGGCACCAACAUCUCCGUUUGGCGCAACUGCAGCAUCAACCCCUUUAUUCGGCGCCACUGCGGCAUCAACACCCCUCUUCGGCGCCACAGCGGCUGCGGCAUCAACACCCCUGUUUGGCGCUACAGCGGCAUCAACACCUCUCUUCGGCGCCACUGCGGCUGCGACACCAACACCUCCUUUCGGCGCGACUAUGGCUUCAACGCCUACAUCUCUCUUCGGCGCCACUGCGUCUUCAGCGCCUACAUCUCUCUUCGGUGCCACUGCCUCUGCACCCUCGGCUCUCUUUGGUGCUGGAACUGCUUCUUCAGCUGCGGCCUCUACAUCUCUUUUUGGCACAGGAGCCUUUACUUCGGCCGCUGCUGCGCCUACGUCUCAUUUUGGUGGUGUAUCAGCCUCCUCUUCGGCUGCUGCACCUGCAUCACUUUUCGGUGCUACUUCUGCCGCGGCGCCUACAUCUCUCUUUGGCGGUGCAACGACUACUAAUGUUUCAGCACCUACAUCUAUCUUCGGUGCUGCAGGCUCUUCUUCAGCAGCUGCGCCUACUAAUCUAUUUGGGGCUUCUUCAGCUGCAGCAUCAUCUAACCUCUUCGGAGCGUCAGCAACAUCGUCUCUUUUCGGUGCCCCAGCAGCAUCCUCUUCUGCUGCUGCACCAUCAUCACUCUUCGGUGUGACUAGCUCAUCAUCGUCGGGGUUUUCUUUCUCCGGGGCAGCUGCAGGGAAAGAAAAUCCUGCUGUGAAGGCUACACCAAGUACCAAUUUGUUCGGCACCCCUUCACCAUUCUCUUUUGCAACUCCGGCAUCUUCUUCAGCUUCAACGCCUCCUGCAACGUUGGGAGGCUCCUCAGCAUUAUCUUUUUCAACCCCAGCACAAUCUUCUGCACCGGCUAUGUCUUUCAGCACCCCGGCCACGGCAUUUUCUACACCGGCCAUGUCUUUCAGCACUCCGGCAGGGAAUCCUAGUCCGGCCUUUGCUACUCCUGGCACUUCACUUUCUUUUGGAACCCCAGCGACUCAGUCUUCCUAUGCAUCUCAAUCGUCAUUUGGGUUUGGCAGUGUUGCUUCGUCUUCUUCAACCACCACUGCAACUACAACUGCAAUUUCUUUAUUUGGUGAAUCGAGUACAUCAGCACAGACCACUGCUUCUGCUACUGCAGCCGUUCCAUCAUUUGGGAAGUCAUCUUCGUCAGGGCCAGCUUCCACUACCAAUUCCGCUGCAUUUCCUGGUUUUGCCUUAUCGUCUUCAGAGGCAUCUAAAACAACAGCUGCACCUUCGAUAUUUGGUUCUACAUCUUCUUCGGCAUUAACUUCAUCAGCAUCAAGUGCAGCACCAGUCAGUUUUACCAUAUCUACUUCAUCCAGUUCAGCUCAAGCAUCAUCUGCUAAUGCUGCUGGGACAACUAGCGGAAGUACAACGACAACAAUAACUCCAACAGUUCGGACGCCUCAAAUGCCAUCUGAAAUAACAGGGAAAACUAUAGAGGAGAUUAUCAAAGAUUGGAACUCUGAAUUACAAGAGCAAACUACAAAAUUUAGAAAGCAAGCUGAGGCAAUUGCAGAAUGGGACCGAAGAAUCUUACGAAAUAGAAAUAUUCUUAUAAAGCUUGAGAGUGAGGCUGCAAAAGUGGUAGAGUCUCAGCAUAGCUUAGAAAGACAAUUGGAGCUGAUCGAGACACAUCAGCAAGAGGUGGAAAAGGCCUUGCAGAGCAUGGAGGGACAGGCUGAGAGGAUAUACAAGGAAGAACGGCCUAGAAUAAUUGAAGAUCAAGCAGCAUCAGUAAGAGAUAACAUGUAUGAACAGGCUGAAUACAUUGAAAGAGAGUUAGAACAGAUGGGGGAUCAUAUUAAAGGCAUAAUUCAGACUGUAAAUGCAAAUCAGGGUGGAGAUAUGGACACAACUGACGGAGUUAGUCCACUAGACAUUGUUGUACGGAUUUUGAACAAUCAGUUGAAUGCCCUUGUUUGGAUUGAUGAGAAGGCUGGCGAGUUGUCAACACGCAUCAAUAAACUUUCAGAUCAUGGAGCUGCAUUGGAUCGAACUCUUCCACGGUCAAGAUAUUGGAUUGGUUGAUAGUGAAGAUAAAUUGAUUUCGGACGCACAUUGAAGCAAAUCUGGCAACUCUUUGCCCAUUACAAAUUUUGGCACUUAAAUAAUGUUUUCAUAUUGCAUGUUUCAUCAAAAUAAAUAUUGUUAUCAGCAUGUAUGACCUAGCUUUUGGAUCAUGGAGUCAAGUCGUGAUUUCCAAUGUUGAGAUUGGAGUGCUUGACUUUGAAUCGUAAGGAAACAUGCAAUGGCGGAGUCUUCACAACCUGUAACUUUGAGCCAGUUGAUUUCUUGUACAGUUCAAAAGUAUAGAUGAUCAUGGUAGGCUAUACUUGGAAAUGGUUUGAAACAUUUUUAUUUCAGUGCUGUUCAUAACUGUCAUUUCACCACUUAUUCUGAAACCUAUUGUACAGUGAGGAAAUUUAUUCCGUUGUGUUUGAAUAGUA